AUGCCUCGCAACGGAGACGGAUCCUCUCACAACGGCCCUUUUGAAGAGGCUGGCCACAACAUCGCCCACGGUACCGAAAAGGCCAAGGAAAACGAUCAAUCUCACAAAGUCGCAGACUUGCCGGAAGGAAUUCAUGACAAGGGCGCAGCUCUGCCGGGAAUGAAUGCAAGCGGUGGCGGCAACGCCAUCACGAAUCAGCCCGACAUGAAGGGCGCUCAGACUAGUCAAUAAUCUGCCGAACAAUAUCGCUACAAUAUUCGGCUACAUGUACAAUAAUACACGUUUUCUUUGGAGAGUUUGAAUACCAGUUUUAUCAACAAAACAACGCAAAU
This is a messenger RNA of [Torrubiella] hemipterigena, 332 nucleotides long. The record is from the annotation of a GenBank genome assembly. Lineage: Eukaryota; Fungi; Ascomycota; Sordariomycetes; Hypocreales; Clavicipitaceae.